Messenger RNA from Penicillium maclennaniae, 1965 nucleotides. RefSeq lists its product as uncharacterized. Gene Ontology annotation, molecular function: protein binding; catalytic activity. Bases 1 to 1965 code for a protein of 654 amino acids. NCBI's taxonomy places the organism in Eukaryota, Fungi, Ascomycota, Eurotiomycetes, Eurotiales, Aspergillaceae. The record is from RefSeq and is a predicted model, not a curated record. Gene Ontology annotation, biological process: nucleoside metabolic process. The transcript is spliced from 3 exons.
AUGUCGAAACAAAGGCUAAGCCGCGAGUCCUACAAAGUAGGAUGGAUCUGUCCGUUAGAAGUGGAACAGGUCGCGGCAUUGCAGAUGCUGGACGAGGAGCAUGAGCGUCUCCCACAACCUCGCGGAGACACAAAUAUUUACAAUCUUGGCAGUAUUAAUGGCCAUAACGUCGUGAUUGCUGGUCUUCCUCGCGCUGGGAAUUGUCCUGCAGCCACUGUCGUUACUCAAAUGAGGAUGACUUACCCAAACCUCAAAUUCGGUCUUCUAGUAGGUAUCGGCGGCGGCGUACCAAGAAAGACAGAAUCUGGUAUGAUUCGUCUAGGGCAUGUUGUGGUCAGUGAACCGACUGGUGUACACUCUGGAGCAGUGCAAUACGAUCACGGAAGGGCGAGGACGGGUCACUUCGAACGAACAGGCUUCCUCGCGCCUCCACCAACAGCCCUUCUUAAUGCCACACGAGAGAUAGCUGUACGACGUCAGCUAAUCGACGAUGAUCCUAUUUGGGGAAAUCUGAAAAGAAUCGAUACUAGUCGCCGAGCACUUCGUCGAUUCGAGUUUCCCGGGUCUAUAAACGAUUAUCUGUAUCCAUCGGAUUAUACGCAUAAAAAGGAUGGGGCAUCAUGUCAAGAUUGCGGGUGUGACAUUAAUCAACGGAUUAAGCGACCAGUAGAUGACGAUGAGGAAGAGGUUUCAUUCAUUGUUGUACACAGGGGCACGAUAGCAUCCGGAGAAAUGGUGAUAAAGGAUGCUCAGAAGAGAGAUCAAUUGGCGCAGGAGCACGGGGUGUUAUGCUUUGAGAUGGAAGCAGUUGGGGCACUUUCCGAUUUCCCAUGUUUGGUUGUCCGGGGCAUUUCGGACUACUGUGACACGCAUAAGAAUGAUAUAUGGCACGGAUACGCAGCAGGGGUGGCUGCUGCCUACGCAAGACAAUUGUUUUUCUAUAUGGCCAUUGAAGAGUCGAAGGUUUCUUUCAGUGCUGACAUAAAGACAAGACCAGAUGCACUGGAGAUUAAUAAAUCACCAAGUCCAAUUCAAACUGGGGCAUUUCUUCGAGCUGUCAAGGACGGUCAAAUCAAGGAUAUCGAAUCCUGGCUAGAAAUAGUGGACGUGAAUGCCCGAGACCCGCGCAGUGGGCGCACAGCGCUUUCAUUCGCAGCCGAGGCUGGCAAGAUUGAUGUGGCCAAGACUCUUCUUGAGCAUCACGCCUCAGUUAAUGUUCGACAAUAUAGUCGCCCAGGUGAUAAAAGCCAUGUCGGACCAGCAUGGACAAAUGGACGGUCCGAGUUAAGCUGGGCGGUUGAUCGCGGACAUGCCGAAAUGACUGAGCUUCUGUUGAGGCAUGGUGCACAUCCGAAUAGUCGGAACACCGUGGGACAAUCAGCGCUUCAUUAUGCAUGCAUGAGAGACGAUCGCAGGAUUGCGAGAAAUUUGCUUGAGAAAGGGGCAGAUGUUAAUUGUUCGCACAAUGGCUGGAGACCGGUCCACGAGGCACUCUUCAGAAACCAUUUUAAUCUUCUCAGGAUGAUACUCGAGUACCAGCCGCUACUUGAUGUCAACGCGGAGUCUGGAGCUAACGGAAAGGCUCCUCUGCAUUUUGCUGUCGUUAAGAAGAACUCUGAAAUUCUGAAGCUGCUCCUAAGAAAACGAGCCUGUCCCGACAUUAGGAUGGUCGAAGGCAUUACGCCCCUGCAUCUGGCUGCCGCUAGGGGCUGGAUCGAAGGCAUCAGAAUUCUGGCUGAAUCAAACGCGUUAAUUGACUCGAAAGACUCCCUGCUUCUCGAGACACCACUCCAUAAGGCUGCACGAAACUGCAACUCCGAAGCCUGCCGUGUUUUGAUUCAAUACGGCGCGAAUCCCAAAGAGCGAAACAUAGAUGGCCAGGACUACGAGUCUAUCUUGGAAUCUGCGCAACAAUAUCCCGAUGAUUGGAAAGUAGACCCUGGAAAAGUCUCCUACCUCACUUGA